This is a messenger RNA of Stereum hirsutum FP-91666 SS1, 1699 nucleotides long. RefSeq lists its product as uncharacterized. The record is from RefSeq and is a predicted model, not a curated record. The transcript has 2 exons. Lineage: Eukaryota; Fungi; Basidiomycota; Agaricomycetes; Russulales; Stereaceae. The annotation marks the transcript as partial. Gene Ontology annotation, molecular function: protein binding.
GCUAUCUUCAACGAACUUCAUCGUGUACUUAUGGCAUCUCUUCCGGGCUCAUUGCACAAUCCUAGCGCUAACAGGUUGCAGCCUUCCUCAUCCCAAUACAAACGAGGUCUAUGGAUGUCCGAUGGCAACGUUGUUCUUCGUUGCGAACAUUUCGAAUGUCGCGUCCAUCGCGGCGUUUUGUCCAUGCAUUCGCCCGUCUUUGAGAGACUUUUCGCAGAACAUGAGGCAAAGCUUGUGCCCGAUAUCGAAACUAUAGAGUCGUCGGCGCCCAGUUCUGCUCUAUCUUCUGGUCCCAGUGUGUUGGUGCUGGAUCUGCCGGACAAGGCAGAAGAUAUUCUUAAUCUGCUGAAUGCGUUGUAUCUCCGGAGACACUUCCAACCAGGCAAACCCUAUACGCUCCUCACCCUCUCCUCACUUCUCCGUUCCUCCACAAAAUACGCCGUCUCUCGACUCCGAAACGACGUAAUAUCACACCUCGAAAUCCUUUUUCCCUCCACCCUCGACGCCUAUGUCAGCGAUGACAGAAAAGCCCUCACCCCGGUGGACUACCAUCCGAUUCUGGCAGUGAAUAUGGCGGAGGAGAAUGACGUGAAGUCGAUCAUGCCGGUGGCGUAUUACGAGUGUUCUCUGUUGAAGAUAGAGGAGCUGUUCGAUGGAUUCGUGCUCCAGAUGGCUUCGGCGGAUUCAGAGGGGGACUCUCAAGGAAAGGACGCCGAGGUUAAAGAGGAGAUUCGGGUGGAGCUUCCACCGAGCGCGCGUCGGAAGUGCCUUAAGGGACGAGACAUGCUCCUGCGACUUUAUCACACGAUGGCGGACGUUUCCUUGUGGGGCAAAAGAGAAGGGUUCGGCAGGAUAUCGUGCGAGGACGAGUUAUCGUGUGUGGGGGCAGUGGCAGAAUUGGCGUAUGAAGCCCAUGCGGGACGAUACUGGGACCCUUCACACAAUAUUCUAAAGAAGGGCGCGAUGAGUGCACAAGGCGAGACGGUGUUUUUGUGCGAGCAUUGCCAGUGGCAUAUGGAGCAAGCGGAAGAGAAAGGUAAAAACUUGUUAUGGAACGAGUUGCCGCGAUUGUAUGGAAUAGAAAAAUGGGAGUCGGUAGCACAGUAGAUCAAGAAUUCAUGCUGUACUCUACUGUAUUGGGGACGUUAUAUGUGUACCAUACGUUGGUCCCUAUCAAGAUUAUGCUGUUUGGCCCGUGUUUUCGUCCUGGUCCGCCUCCGCGUUUCCCUGCUUCAGAACAAGAGGCCACGAUCCGAGAUCAAUCAUGCUCGGCAAGAGACUCCAAAUACGACGCCUUGCAUGUAUCUCGGUCUCCGUCCACUCAGGCCAGCACGACUCCUCACACGGACGCUGAGAGGCUUUCGAACAAAGCCAAUCACGUGAGGGGCUCGUCGCGAACACGUCGUAGCUGUAUCCGUCGUUCCAGUAGUGGCCUUCUUGAGCAUCUUUGCGUAUUUUCUCCCAUUUUUGGAAGCACCAUAGUGAGUCAUCGCAAUCACCAGCGUCCCAGCCUUUCCAGAUUCUGUAAUCAGCUUCCGUGAAUAUGAGUUUUCGAAGGGUUUCGCGGGCGAUGAUACAUGUACGCUGGGCGGAUGGUGAUAGACUGGCAUGAUCGCCGUUCGGUUGUGGUAGUCCGUCGAGAAUGGAGUCUAGGGGAAGGAUCAUGCAUUCGUAGUAUGCGCAUGGAAGGAUGGAUGGU